Molecule: messenger RNA, 1030 nt
Organism: Fukomys damarensis (Damara mole-rat)
Lineage: Eukaryota; Metazoa; Chordata; Mammalia; Rodentia; Bathyergidae
Gene: Psph
Product: phosphoserine phosphatase
Exons: 6
Coding region: 222-926 (234 amino acids)
Biological process (GO): dephosphorylation; L-serine biosynthetic process
Cellular component (GO): cytoplasm
Molecular function (GO): L-phosphoserine phosphatase activity; magnesium ion binding
Source: RefSeq, a predicted model, not a curated record
GGGUGGGGGGUGGGGGUGGUGUUGAGCUAUAGGCUGUAGCUUGCUGGCCUUUGCCUUAAAAGAUUUUGUUCUUGGGCAGGGGAUUUAGCUCAGUUGUGGUGCUGCCUGCCUCACAAGCGCAAGGUCCCAAGUUUGAUCCCUGGCACCAAAAAACAAACAAACAAACAAAAACGAUUCUGUUCAUUCCAGGUCAACAUUGAAGUCUCAGACCAUUCUGCCAAAUGCACAGGGCGAGGAUUCUGCCAAGCAUGGUUUCCCACUCAGAGCUGAGGAGGCUGUUCUGCGCAGCGGACGCCGUGUGCUUCGAUGUGGACAGCACGGUGAUCCGGGAGGAGGGCAUCGACGAGCUGGCCAAGUUCUGCGGCGUGGAGGAUGCAGUGUCAGAGAUGACGCGGCGGGCCAUGGGCGGGGCAGUGCCCUUCCGAGCUGCGCUGACUGAGCGCCUGGCCCUGAUCCGGCCUUCCAGGGAGCAGGUGCAGAGACUGCUGGCUGAGCACCCGCCACACCUGACCCCCGGCGUGAGGGAGCUGGUAAGUCGCCUGCAGGAGCGCGGAGUUCAGGUUUUCCUAAUCUCUGGUGGCUUUAGGAGUAUUGUAGAGCAUGUUGCCUCCAAGCUCAAUAUCCCAGCAGCCAAUGUGUUUGCCAAUAGGCUGAAAUUCUACUUUAACGGUGAAUAUGCGGGUUUCGAUGAGACACAGCCAACAGCCGAAUCUGGUGGGAAAGGAAAAGUAAUAAAAUUUUUAAAGGAAAAAUUUCAUUUUAAGAACAUAAUCAUGAUCGGAGAUGGCGCCACAGACAUGGAAGCCUGCCCGCCCGCUGAUGUUUUCAUUGGAUUUGGAGGAAAUGUGAUCAGGCAACAAGUAAAGGACAAUGCCAAGUGGUAUAUCACUGAUUUUGUGGAGCUUCUGGGAACACUGGAAGAAUAAUGUAAAUUUUUACGCACCUUGUAACAAAACUUUCGAUUAACUUUUUUUUUUUUUUUUUUUGCGGUGCUGGGCAUUGAACUCAGGACCUUGUGCUCGCGAGGCAG